AUGCGGUUCGGAAAGACCCUCAAGACCACGGUCUACCCGCCAUGGAAGGGAAAGUACAUCGACUACAACAAGCUCAAGGGACUGUUGCGCGAGAAUGAUGUCACUGGCGAGGACGCCAGCGACUCCGAUGACAACCUUUGGACUGAACAGGAUGAGGAGGCAUUCGUGCAGGAAUUGCUGAAUGUCCAAUUGGACAAGGUCAAUGCCUUCCAAUCGGAGACCUCCCAGCAGCUCCGCGAACGCACCUCUUCCUGCGAGGCCAAGCUGCGCCCAUUGGCUCCGUCCGGAGAGCAAGAGGCUGUCAUCCUCGAGCAACAAGAAAAGCGCAGACUGGCGACAGAGGUCUUGCAAGAGCUAGACGGCAUCACCAAGGAGGUCAGUGAGUUGGAGAAGUACAGUCGUAUCAACUUCACUGGCUUCCUCAAGGCAGCCAAGAAGCAUGAUCGCAAGCGUGGAGCUCGGUACCGCGUCAAGCCAUUGCUGCAGGUUCGCCUGUCCCAAUUGCCCUUCAACUCAGAAGACUACUCGCCUUUGGUCCACCGUCUUUCGGUCAUGUACUCUUUUGUUCGUGAAACUCUGACCGAUGACCUGGUCCAACCACCCAAGGAACCCGAGCGUGGCUUUGGCCGUGAUGUCUAUUCCUCUUACAAGUUCUGGGUUCAUGCAGACAACGUUUUGGAGGUGAAGACAUACAUUCUCCGUCGCUUGCCCGUUCUGAUCUACAACCCGGGAACCUCGAAAAACGCGGAUACCCUCGACGACCCAACCAUCACUUCUCUCUACUUUGAUAACCCUCAAUUCGACCUCUACAAUCAGAAGGUUGCCCGUGCGCCCGAGGCUGGAUCCUUGCGGUUGCGCUGGACCGGUCAGCUCAAGGAUAAGCCGUCUAUCUACCUGGAAAAGAAGACUGUGACCGACUCUGACAGCAGUCGGGAAGUCAAGGUGCAACUCAAGGAGAAGCACAUCAAGGAGUUCUUGGAUGGCGAGUAUCACCUGGACAAGAAGGUUCAUCGGAUGGAGGAUAUGAACAACGGAGACUCUGUAGAGGCAGAGAACCUCAAGAAGGAUGUGGAAGAGCUGCAGUCCUUUAUCAAGGAAAACAACCUGCAGCCUAUGAUGCGGGCCAACUACACUCGCACAGCUUUCCAAAUUCCCGGCGAUAACCGCGUUCGCAUCUCCAUGGACACCAACCUUGCCAUGAUCCGUGAAGAUUCUCUUGACCCCGAGCGUCCCUGCCGAGACGCCUCCGAAUGGCACCGCUCUGACCUUGAUGACGCUGAGAUGUCUUACCCGUUCAAUACUAUUCGUACUGGCGAAAUCGUUCGUUUCCCCCACGCUUUGCUUGAGAUUAAGCUGCGCGGUAAGGCACACCAGGCGGAGUGGAUUAACGAUCUCAUGGCUUCCCAUCUCGUCAAGGACGCCCCUCGCUUUUCCAAGUUUGUUCACGGUGCCGCUCAACUGUUCGAGGAUUAUGUCAACAGCUUCCCCUUCUGGCUAAGUGAACUGGAGAAUGAUAUCCGACGUGAUCCCGAGACUGCGUUCUACGAGGAGCAAGAACGUUUGGCGAGGCGCAACGAGGACGACAUUGCGGUUGGCAGUUUCCUUGGUGGCGCAGGUAGCCCGAGUGCCAAUGCACUGGCCGGAUCUCCCUUCAGUCGAUGGAGCGAACCCAGACCUCACACUGUGCUGCGUAGACCUUCUGGUUUCAGUGAAGGACCGUCAAACCGCCGUCUCUCUCACAUUGAGCCCCAACGCCGCGAGGUGCAACCGCAACCGCAACCGCAGCCCCCUGUUGAAGCAGUUCCAGAGCCCGAGGAAGAAAUGUCUCAAUUCGCCUCCAUCUUGAAGUCAUGUGGUAUCUCGAAGCCAAACUGGAUUGGACGGGAGCAGGUCACUUUACCUCCUGGUGUGCGGGACCCUGGUGUCUGGAUUAAGGAUACAGGCCCCGUUCGUGUGGAAAGUAAGGUGUGGCUCGCUAACCAGCGAACCUUCAUCAAGUGGUUGCACAUCAGUAUUCUCCUGUCAAGUUUGUCAUUGGGUCUGUACAACGCCGCUGGCAAGCACAACAAGAUUGCUCAGGCCCUGGCUGUUGUGUAUACUUUCUUUGCCGUGUUUUCCGCUGUUUGGGGUUGGUACAUGUACGAGAAGCGCUCCCGUCUCAUCCGCCAACGAAGUGGCAAGGACUUGGACAACUUGUUUGGUCCUCUUGUCGUUUGCCUUGGUCUUGCUGUUGCUCUCGUCCUCAACUUUGCCUUCAAGUAUAAAUAUGUCCUUGAUCAAGCCCACAAUGCUCCCUCCCACCAAGUCCCUGUUCACAACAACUCGUCAGACGCCUUGAAUGCUUUAUUGGCUGAUCGAUUGCCAUGGGUUGUAAACAGUGGCCACAAUGCUCAGCAGAUCCUCUAA
Molecule: messenger RNA, 2406 nt
Organism: Penicillium verhagenii
Lineage: Eukaryota; Fungi; Ascomycota; Eurotiomycetes; Eurotiales; Aspergillaceae
Product: SPX domain protein
Exons: 2
Coding region: 1-2406 (801 amino acids)
Cellular component (GO): vacuolar transporter chaperone complex; fungal-type vacuole membrane
Source: RefSeq, a predicted model, not a curated record